AUGAAACGAAGUCUAGGUGGAGAAUCAGAGGAAAGACGUACCAAAGCAAAGGUACAACUGGGUGAACAAUCAGACUCAUCAUCUCAAGACAAAAUCAAAGCAGCCAAAGAAAGAAUACGUAAACUACAUCAACAACUGACACAACCGGAAAGAGAAGUUAAAAGUGGAUUGGAUAUUGAGCUUCAUCCAUUGCUUAGAAAUAUAGGAACAACAGUACAAUUGCCAAAAAAUCACAACCCCGUGAAACAAACAUCUCGAAAGAAAUGGUUUGAUCCCACAGCAUUAAAUCCUUAUGUUGAUCAAAGUGACAUAACUAAGAAACACACCAGAUUAUUAAAGUUCAAUAAACAAGGGAAAUUUAUUGCACAAGGUGAGAAAUUAAGAGAGAAAUUAAAAGUUGAAGCUGAGGAGAAACAGAAACAUGAAGAAUUGAAACAAAAAGGGUUACUACCAGAUCAUAAUCUAGGCGAAGAGUUGUACAAGCCUGAACAAUCACCAUCGAUCGAGUGGUGGGAUAAACCAUAUUUGAAGGAUAACAAUUAUUCCCGUAUAGGUGAUGAAUCAAGGGUUGUUUUGGAUAAUGAUGACCAACCUGUCACAUUCUAUAUUCAACAUCCUGCACUUGAUACAUCAAAUGCCGAAAAUGAUAAUGAAAUGAAACCGAUGUACUUGACUAAGAAAGAAAGGAAAAGAAUAAGAAGAAAUGAUCGUCAAAUCAGACACCAAGAGAAGCAGGAUAGAAUCAAAUUAGGCUUAGAUCCACCACCACCUCCAAAAGUCAAAUUAUCUAACUUAAUGAAUGUGUUAACUAAUGAAGCCAUCAAAGAUCCUACUGCUGUGGAAAAUAGAGUCAAACAAGAGAUGCAAGAACGAAUUAAUAAACAUAUGGCUGAAAAUGAAUCAAGAAAGUUGACAAAAGAAGAAAGACACGAGAAAUUAUUGACAAAGCAAGAAAAGGAUCUUAAUAAAGGUGUUUUCACAACAGUUUAUAAAAUCAAUAAGUUAACUAAUCCUAAACACCUAUUUAAACUUGACAUCAGUGCAAAAGAGGAAAACUUGUAUGGAAUAUGUUUAAAAAAUCCAAGAUUCAAUAUCGUUAUCGUUGAAGGUGGUGAGAAAUCCAUUAAUCAAUACAAGAAACUAAUGAUGAAUAGAAUAAAAUGGACACAAAGUCCACUGCAAGGUUCCACUGAAGAUUUGUCGCAAAAUAAGUGUGAACUUAUAUGGGAAGGGGCAAUUCAAGAACUAAAUUUCCAAAAAUGGAGUAUCAUGCAUUCUAGAAAUGACGAAGAAGCGCUUAAUGUAUUAAAGAAGUUUCAUCUUGAAAAAUAUUGGAGAUUAGUAAAUUCUUUAUAG
Messenger RNA from Candida tropicalis MYA-3404, 1356 nucleotides. RefSeq names its product U4/U6-U5 snRNP complex subunit (gene PRP3). Lineage: Eukaryota; Fungi; Ascomycota; Pichiomycetes; Serinales; Debaryomycetaceae. The record is from RefSeq and is a predicted model, not a curated record. Gene Ontology annotation, biological process: mRNA splicing, via spliceosome. The transcript has a single exon. The coding region runs from base 1 to 1356 and encodes 451 amino acids. Gene Ontology annotation, cellular component: U4/U6 x U5 tri-snRNP complex.